Molecule: messenger RNA, 2893 nt
Organism: Misgurnus anguillicaudatus (oriental weatherfish)
Lineage: Eukaryota; Metazoa; Chordata; Actinopteri; Cypriniformes; Cobitidae
Source: RefSeq, a predicted model, not a curated record
CCUGCGCUGUCCAGCAGCACCAUCACGCCGUCACUCCUCGUGCGUUUAAAAACUUCCAUAAACUCGAAAAGGAGUAAUAUUGCAAGCAAAUUUCGCAGACCAGCACUUACAUUGUGAAAUGUCCCUGACAUGCCAAGCAAGGAAAAGACGGAGUUAUAAUUAUUUCCAUCUGAAUGCUACGUUUUUGUACAAAAAGUUAGCCAAAUAAUCUCGUGUAGCCUGUGUUGGUUGUAAAUGUGGCACAUCGAUCCAAUUGCCUGGCAGUUAACUAAUUUUUGUCAAGGUGUAAAACAUUAACUUAAGAGUGUUAAACAAACUGAUAUUACAACACCGUUAGGAGGAAAUUUUUCACACUGGAGGGACGGACUUGGAGACGGCUUCAGGAAUCCAUUGCAUAUCGAGUGUCCAAAAUAAACUUCAGGAUUGAUUGAAGACAUGGGAAAAAUCAACGAAAAAAAUGUUGAUGAGGAGACCCAUCUGAAAAAACAUGUCUCGCCGAAAUUAUGUGGGACAAACUACCCAGUUAGCAUCGCCUUCGUUGUGGUCAAUGAGUUCUGCGAGAGAUUCUCUUACUAUGGCAUGAAAGCGUUGCUCACACUUUACUUCAUCAACUAUCUGCACUGGGACAAGAAUCUUUCCACAGCGGUGUAUCAUGCUUUCUCAAGCUUGUGCUACUUUACCCCACUUCUGGGUGCUUUGAUAGCAGACUCCUGGUUGGGAAAGUUCAGAACCAUCAUCUACCUGUCUAUAGUUUAUGUGAUUGGUCAUGUGGUGAAGUCCGUGGGUGCCAUUCCUGAUGUGGGAAACAGCACUGUUCAUAUAGUUCUGUCAAUGCUUGGCCUGAUCCUUAUAGCUUUUGGGACAGGAGGAAUUAAGCCAUGUGUCGCAGCUUUUGGUGGUGACCAGUUUGAUGAGGAACAUUUAGACGAGAGGAGAAAAUUCUUCUCAAUCUUUUACAUGUCCAUCAAUGCUGGAAGUGUCUUGUCAACCAUCAUCACACCAAUAUUAAGAGGUGACGUACAAUGUUUUGGAGGAGACUGCUAUGCCCUGGCCUUUGGAGUCCCUGCCAUUUUAAUGAUUAUUGCACUAGUGGUGUUUAUUGCUGGAAAUGGGCUAUAUAAGAAGAGUCCCCCUGAAGGAAACGUCCUCGUGCGUGUUUGCAAUUGUAUUGGGUUUGCUAUAAGCAACCGAUGGAGGAGGUCUAAGGACAGCCCGGAACGCAAACACUGGCUGGAUUGGGCAGAGGAGAAGUAUCCGAAGCGGCUCAUUCAGGAAAUUAAAAUGCUGUUUAGGGUGCUGGUCCUGUACAUUCCUUUACCCAUGUUUUGGGCUCUCUUUGACCAACAGGGUUCACGCUGGACUCUCCAAGCCACUCGGAUGAACAUGGAUUUUGGUGGAGGAUUCAUACUUAAGCCUGAUCAAAUGCAGAUGCUGAAUGCUUUGCUUAUCCUGGUGUUUAUUCCAAUCUUCGACAUGGGCAUAUAUCCACUGAUAGGGCUGUGUCGCAUCAAACUCACUCCUCUGAAGAAGAUGGCGACUGGCAUGAUUCUUGGUGCACUUGCUUUCGUUGCUGCAACUAUUGUAGAAAUCAACGUCAUUAAAACUGUCGUGGAGCCUCCUCCAGCCACAGAAAGCCUCGUGCAGGUUUUCAAUCUUAUGGAUACAGACGUCACUGUGCAAUUUCCAGGACAGAAUAUAUUUUCACAGCCAAUUAAAUCCUAUGAGGAUCCCAUGGGAUACACGAGUCUCCCACUUUCUGGCGAAUCGCAGCUCUACACAGUUAAUGUCAAUCACAAUGGGAUGCAGCACCAGUGCCAACUCGCCUUUACAGAAAAAAGCACUUACAGCCUCAUUUUGUACAACCAGACUGAUGGUGCUGCAUGCAAACUGGUGGAAGAUCACGUCACCAAAUCUGAAACCGGGGCUGCUUAUGUAAGAUUUAUUAAUACUCGAUCAGAGAGUAUCAACAUAACUGUGGGCACUGCUGAAUUUUACGCACCUGCUGAUUAUGGGAUUUCUCACAAUAUAAGUCUACAACGGGGAGAAUACAAAGGAGUUAAAUGUGUAUCAGGCGCCAAUCAGUAUUCCAUUGAUCUGGGACUUCUCGAUUUUGGUGCCUUCUACACCGUCAUACUCAAAGGAGACACACAUGAACUGACUUUCACAAAGAUGGAGGACAUCCAAGCCAACAACAUUCACAUUGCCUGGCAGAUUCCCCAGUAUGUUUUUAUCACCGCUGGAGAAGUGAUGUUCUCCAUUACUGGUCUGGAGUUCUCAUACUCACAGGCACCGGCAAGCAUGAAGUCAGUUCUCCAGGCCGGAUGGCUUAUGACCGUGGCAUUUGGAAAUGUCAUCGUAUUGAUUGUGGCAGAGGGGGCCGGCAUGGAACAGUGGGCGGAGUUUAUUCUUUUUGCUGGUCUUUUGGUGGGGGUCAGCAUCAUCUUCUCCAUCAUGGCCUAUUUCUACACCUAUGUGGAUCCCGAACAGCUAGACAAGCUCUUCGGUGACGGCAAAGAUUAUGAGAAUGUAGAUAGUUUUGAGAGAAAGAAAAAUGAGACUGUUAACAUGAACGACAUGCAAAAAACAAAGAUGUAGCAAGAAGCUACAUUGUGAACGAACAACUUCCAUUAAUUAAAUAAGCUGAUCAUUUAUAAUAAACUGUGUUAGCUGGACUACAGUUUCAGGGGCUUUAGGUGAUCUUCUGCUGAGCUCUAUGGCUCAAGGAUCAAAGUCCAGCUCUUUACUCUGCUGAACAAAUGCUGAUUUGAUCUGACUUUGUAUGUUGUCGUACGUUAAUGAAUCUCAGUUUUAAAAUGUUUGGAUAUUUUUUAGAAUGUGAAGAACUUUACAUAGAAAUGUAUUAAUUAUUUACACUAAAAUAAUGCCAUUUGCA